GAAAGCAUAAUAAGGUAGAAAGCGUAAUUGUUUUUUUUACUAGAAAUUUAAAGUAGUACAAGAGAGGGAGGGAAAAAUGAAAAUAAAAAGAAUUUUUACAAAUGCUGUCUUAAAUCUCAGUGCCCAGAAUGAUAUAAAAAAAUUAAAAAAUCAGUAAUUUUGGAUUCUUAAACCCUCCGUCGCCAAAGCUUACACUUCAAAUAUAGCAGCAAGUAUUAUUAUAGAGGAAUUUUGGGUUGGUUUCAAAUACUUGAGAUGCAGAUUGUUCGGCGGCUCUCCAGUACUAUAUCCAAACGAGUACUUGGCGAUGCUUCAAGUACUCAGUGCCGGUGGAGGUCGUUUGCGGUCACCGUUCCGUCUGAUUCAGCGGCAGAUAGAAGGAAACAGAAAAGGGUAUCAAUGGAAGAAAGGAUAGAAAUGGUGGAAGGUUUUGUUAACAAAUAUAGAGCCAUGAAUGGUGGAAAAUUUCCAUCUACUAAGAUGGCAAUGAAAGAAGUUGGUGGCUCGUUUUACACUGUUAAGAAGAUUGUCCAAGAAAUGCAAUACAAUGCUAAAAUGCCAGUAGAUAAAGACACUGUGGUUAAGGAAGCUUCCGCAAGAAAAGCUGCAAUUAGGAAGGACAAUUUACUGAGCAAGGUUGAAGAGACUUUAAGCAGUGCAACAUCUCUCGGACAUGAAGAAGAAUGUGAAGAUGGUCAGUUAACCAAUGAGAUUUUGUUGGAAAAGGAAUUCAAUCAGAAUUGGAAGCCCUCGCAUGAACUCAAAGAAAUCCCAAGUGAUCGACAAACAGUUGAUGGAGGCAUAUCUCAAGAAACUCAAUCAUUAUGUGGGGUGGAAGGUGGGGAUACUAAUAGCUACCGUGAGGCAGAGGCAAAGCUACAAACUCCAAUUGCAGCAGAGCAGAUUUUGUUGCAGGAGAUGUCAAGAAUUUCUGGAAGUGAUAAUAAAGAUGAUGAUGCACAACUUCUUGAAUCGAAGGUAAAAUCUUUUUCACGUUCCGAGGAACCUGAGAAUAACAUAAAACAGAAACACUCCCCUGUGGAAGAUUUCAAAUUAGAUGGCCUAAAGCAGAUGGAUGAGCAAAGGCAUUCACCUGAACCGGAAAAGCCUACAAGGGAAUUAUCCAAUGAGCACAAGGCUGAUACACAAGCUGAAAGCAAACCAUCCAUGUGGAAAAAUAUGAAAUCUUUUGCAGAUGGAAUCCUCAGCAUGUGGUGGAAACAGUAAAUUAGUGCCCAGGUGGUCUCUAGUUUUUGAAUUUUUCCGUUUAGAUAUGAUACUGUUUUUAUCAUCUCCUACCGUUGCUAAGAGUUCUGUAUUGAUUGCUUCCUCCAAAGUGGACUUUUGUGGUUCUGCAGAGUUACCCGAAAACAAGGAGAUGGACUGCAUUUACAUCAACUUGAGAAAUCUUGUUAGUAUAAUGUUAUGCAGGCAAGUCUGUGCAACGAAUAAAUGAUCAAUAGUGAGAGAACUUGAUGAUGAGGGAUUGUUGUUUUGAAGCAGUUCUUUUCUCUUUACAAGAUAGGAGCCUCUUGGUAGGACAGAAUUGUUGUAUUAGGUGAGCUGCAUUGGGUAUGAUAUGGUUUAUUUAGGGGAUGGUGUAAUUAUAUCCUCAUUGGAGAUGCAUGUUAUGUAAAUAUCUCUUAAACAGUCUAACCAUUUUUAUUUGUUCUUUUCUUAGUCCUUGAUAUGCA
Molecule: messenger RNA, 1694 nt
Organism: Solanum dulcamara
Lineage: Eukaryota; Viridiplantae; Streptophyta; Magnoliopsida; Solanales; Solanaceae
Exons: 5
Coding region: 256-1227 (323 amino acids)
Source: RefSeq, a predicted model, not a curated record